Penicillium hordei is the source of this 1413-nucleotide messenger RNA. Its product is annotated as transferase family protein. The record is from RefSeq and is a predicted model, not a curated record. Lineage: Eukaryota; Fungi; Ascomycota; Eurotiomycetes; Eurotiales; Aspergillaceae. The transcript has 3 exons. Bases 1 to 1413 code for a protein of 470 amino acids. Gene Ontology annotation, molecular function: acyltransferase activity, transferring groups other than amino-acyl groups.
AUGCGGUCAGCCCGAGAGACUCUGGUGAGAGCAGUCCGCGAGAACUCCGCGCUCCUCGGCGACGGCGAUGGGUGUCUAACGUUUGAGUUCAACGGUCCCGAACCACGAGGUCAACGAAAACAUGCAUCAAAUCAGCCCCCUGACGCGAUCAUGCCCCCGAUCUUCAACGCACUGAUCGUGGGCUGGUCUUGUUCCGACGACGGCCGCGAUUCUCUGGUCUCGGUCUUGCAACGCUCGCUGGCCCUGGUCCUUGAAGAAUGGCCUGAUUUGGCGGGGGAGAUCGUCGCUCCCCCAGCGGACUCCCCACCACGAACACAACCCACCAUUCGGCCCUUGGAGGGGCAUGGCUCGCCUCUGACCAUUCGCGACUUCACCGGCUCUGACAGUCCUUUCCCGUAUAGCUAUGCCCAGCUUCAAGCUCAAGGGUUCCCGACUUGCAAGCUCGAUGGUCAACUGCUGGCCCCCCUUGCCGGCGUCGCUACGACCCAGCGCGUCAUGGCAGCGCAAGCCAGCUUCAUCCCCGGCGGCUGUCUUCUCUCGGUUGGGUUCUCCCAUCAAUUCGCCGAUGCCUACGGAGUUUACCUGAUCUUCGAGAAAUGGGCCCAACACUGUCGACAAGUCCAGGGCCUCCCGGCGCAGCCUGCGGCGUUCCCUCACGCGCCGUCUCAGCCUCAAACCUCGCUACCUCCUGCAUUUCAAGCCUCGACUGGCGCGGAGACACGCAUCUUCUCCCUCUCCGCUGCAGCUCAGGCAACCCUCAAGAGAACAGCCUCCGCUGUAUCCUCCUCCUCUCUUUCCCCUAUCUCAACCAACGAUGCCCUAGUGGCCUGGAUCUGGCGGACCGUCUCCAAAGCCCGCUUUCCCGCCGGCCGGCCAAAUGCACCGUACCGAGACAACUCGUACGUCUCGGUCGCCAUCGAUGGUCGCAGGCCCCUCUCAGUCCCCGCCGACUAUGCGGGCAACGUGGUUUUCUGCAGCAUGACCAACAUGCUAAUUCACGAGCUCACCAACCCCUACACCCCGCUGGGCGAGAUCGCCGCGCGCAUCCGCCAAGAAACCAUCGCCAACCGCAAUACAUCACGGCUUAAGGAGGCUGUGACCCUCGCCGCCGGGAUUCCUGACGUCCGCCAGCCCUUAGCCAAUGCCUUCCCGAGUUGGUUUGCUGAAGACCUCGUCACCACCUCCUGGGUCGCGCUCCCCUUCUACCAGCUGGAUUUCGGCCCUGCCCUGGGGACUUCCGGGCGCAUUGAUACCUUCCGGAUGCCCCGUGGCCAAUUUGCAGGCAUUUGCAGCUUUCAACCGCGCGCGGAUGACGGGUCGGUGGAAAUUGUCGUCGGAUUAUUGGCGGAGCAGAUGGAGCGGUUGGUAGCGGAUCCGGACUUUAGGCAAUUUGCAACCCUAGUUUCCUCGUAG